CCACGCUCCCGCGCGCGCGCGCACGCCGCUCCUCCUCCUCGGCCUCCUCUUCGGCAGUCGCCACCCUCGCCUCGCCGCGCUCGCCCACCAUUUUUUUUCUACCUCACCACGCCACGCCCCACGCCACCUUGCUUCUGGCGCCUGCUCGCUCACAGUUUUUCCCCUCUGUUUUCUGCGGUCUCGCCCGGGCUCGCGCUCGCGGCGUCGUGGGUGUGAGGACAAUGCCAGCGCCGGCGAGGGAGUAGGUGCGGUGCAGCGGGCGGACGGGGGAAAGGGAUGGGGUGCCGGAGCUCGCGGCUGGACGCGGUGGACGUGUCCCCGGCGGCCGCGCUCUGCCGGGAGCGCCGGGACCUGCUGCGCGCCGCGGCGGACCGCCGCGCGCACCUCGCUGCCGCGCACGCCGCCUACUUCCGCGCGCUGCCGCGCGUCGCCGACGCGCUCGCGCGGUUCGCGAGCCACCACCACGCCGCCACGCCGCCGGGGUCGCCCGUGCUCACGCUGCCGCGGCCCUCGGACCACGGCGGCGACGACGGCGACGAGCCCAAGAAGCAGCGUAGCGCCUCCGCGUCCGGCUCCGCCACCCCGCACACCGAUUCCGGCCACUCCCACAUCCACUUCCACUCCGACGACGCUUCGGACUCCGACCCCGGCUCCUCCCCGGACCCCUGCGCCGCCCCCGGGGGCUGCGGCGGCGGUGGCCACGGCGAGAUACCCCCACAGCCGGUGCCUGUCCUUCGCUCAGGCGUUCCCCUGCCCGACCACGGCCACGGAGAUCCCCAAGAACGCCAAAUCCAUCAGCCGGGACUGGCAAUGCCGGAGAUGCCUUGGGAGUAUGCUUCCUACAACCCUUACCCUUCGUUCCCAAACACAGCAUUCCAAAAUGCCACAUUUCCCGGCUACUACUACAUGAAGGCCAGCUCGACGCCGGCGAACACGGUGUACCAAGAACCGAACGGCUACGGCAACUUCGCCACCAGUUCGUCCUACAUGGGGUACAACUACGGGUACACCAACCCCAUGUACGGCGUUCCGUUGCCGCCGGAGGGGGAUCAGCCGGUGGAGGAUCGUGGCCGGGAGCCGGAGCCUCCGGCGGCGCCGCCGCCAAUGCCAAUGCCGGAGACGUCACCCUGGGACUUCUUUAACCCGUUCGAUUCAUAUGACCAGGAGCUUCCGCAGUGUAAGGCGAAAGGGUACGAUUCCAAUGGGUCGUUCACGAGCAGCCCCAACUCGAGUGAGGUGAGGGCAAGGGAGGGGAUCCCGGAGCUCGAGGAGGAGACGGAGAUGGAGUCGAUGAGGGAGUCUGUAAAGGCGAGGAAGGCGGUAGAGAGCACAGCGUCGAACCGGAUUGACCAUGUGGAUGUCAGCGCCAAGGUGAAGGUGUCCAUGGAGCACAAAGAGGUUGACAUUGAGAGUGUGGAUAGUGCUUCGGUACUUGAAUCAGGGGAGGAGAGUGUGUGCAGUUGUGAUUGUGACCAUGUCAAUGCUAGAACAGGAGGACCGGUGCCACCAGGUGAUGAUCAAGGGAAGGUGAAGAAGGUGAGCUCGGAGGAUCACUCAUCCAUAGUACUCGAAGAUGUACGGCCACCGGAGAACAUUGGGACAAGAGAUGUUGCCGAGGUUGUUCAGGAGAUAAAGGAACAGUUCAACUCAGUGGCUGCCUGCGGAGAAGACGUAGCAAGGAUCCUUGAGGUCGGGAGGAUGCAGUACAGAUCAAGGAAUAAAGUCUUAAGAUUGAUAUUUUCACGGAUGAUGGGGACCUUUGCCUUGCUAUUUUCUUCCUUAUCCGAGCCACCAGCGAAGAACUUGGAACAAUCAGCAAUGAAUUCAUCCAAAAGAAGUCAAAAUUUGAGUAAAAGAUUCGACUUCUCCAGCGAUGUUGAACUUAAUACUCUCUCCGCAACAAUGGAUAGGCUGUACGUGUGGGAGAAAAGACUUCAUAAGGAAAUUAUGGAGGAAGAGAGAUUGAGGAUUACAUACGACAAAGAAUGGAAGCGCUUGAAAGAGUUGGAUGCUAGUGGUGCAGAGCCAUACAAGAUUGAUACAACACGGGCGUCAAUUAGGACACUGCUUACCAGAAUCAACAUUUCCAUUAGAUCAGCUAAAGUUAUCUCGAGGAGGAUUCACAUACUACGAGAUGAUGAGUUACAUCCACACCUUGUUACGCUUAUCCAAGGGCUUGUUAGGAUGUGGAAGUUCAUUCUUGAGUGCCACCGGAAGCAAUUCCAUACCAUACUUGAAACUAAAUCUCAUAUCCUCAUCCCUAAGAAUGGACCUGAAAGAAGCUCCUCCAAGGUUACAUUAGAACUAGAAAUGGAGCUUUUGAACUGGUGUUUCUGUUUCAGGAAUUGGAUCCUAUCCCAAAAGGCUUAUAUCGAAACCCUCAAUGGCUGGCUUGUGAAAUGGCUCCCUCAGGAAAAGGAAGAAACCCCAGAUGGCAUUGCACCGUUCUCUCCUGGUAGGCUUGGAGCACCUGCUGUGUUCAUCACAGCUAAUGAUUGGUGCCAAGCUAUGAAAAGGACAUCAGAAGCUAGCAUCGUAGAUACGAUGGAGGCUUUUGCAGUUAAUGUGCAUAUAUUAUGGGAGCGGCAGGAUGAAGAGCAGCAGCAGAAGUUAAAAGCCGAAUAUCUGUCUAGAGAUUUCGCAAAGCGGCUCAAGUCUCUUCAGAAGGAACAUGGCUUGCAGGGACAGUUGGAAGCUGAUAACACAGUGUUGCCCAUCGCUGACAAUGGUAGGGCGGUUGAUAACCGCAUGGUUGCGUUGGAUACAUUGCAUAAGAGGUUGGAUGAACAAAGAGCUAGACAUGAGGAAACCGUGAAACAAAUCCGAGAGGCAAGUGCAACUGAUCUGAAAUCAGGCCUGGCUCCCAUAUUUGAAGCACUGGAAUCUUUCACUCAAGAGACGCUGAGAGGCUAUGAAAAUGUCAGGAUUACAGUUGGAAGUGGUGGAGCUUGAUACAAAUUUUCUGUUCGCAGCUCUUGAUACCUGAAGUCCACAAUUACCGCUGGAGCAAUGGGUAAUGUUUAAUUCAUCCAACGAGCUAUUGACAAUCAGAAACUGUCUUCAAUUUGCCAGCCAUGCACAAGCACAGCACCAUUGUACUUGGGGUAAUGUUGAAUCCAUCCAAUGUACAAGAAAGGACGGCGCAUUAUUUCCUGCAUGAUUGUGCACGAAGCAAUGUUCACAGGACGCAGGGAUGCUUUUGAGACGAUUCUGAUUUCUGAGAUAGCCAAUUCAGGUGGAGCUCCCUGAGUAGCCAAUUACUAGUCAGUAGCUGGAGCUGCUUACAGAGAGAGCUGCUAAGGAGCCUAGAACUCUGUCUAGUUGGAGGGCCCUCAAAGGAGGGGAAGGCAAUUUUGUAGCCAUUAUCAGCUUGUGUACAUAUUAGCUAAGUUACUGACUCCGCAGGCUAGCUCGUUAUUUAUGUAGAAUUUUAUCUGUACAUUGUAAAAGAUAUAUUUAUGCUCCGGUAUUCGAUGGUGUCAGUCUGCUGAAGAGCAUACAUGUUGAGCUAAA
Setaria italica (foxtail millet) is the source of this 3513-nucleotide messenger RNA. RefSeq names its product nitrate regulatory gene2 protein. The record is from RefSeq and is a predicted model, not a curated record. Bases 277 to 2952 code for a protein of 891 amino acids. The transcript has 4 exons. NCBI's taxonomy places the organism in Eukaryota, Viridiplantae, Streptophyta, Magnoliopsida, Poales, Poaceae.